AUCGAGAAUAUUAGAUCAAAGGUGAGACGAGGUAGUUUAAUGGACAGCUGCAAUAUUUAAUAUCUUUUUGGCGGAAGAUUUACACAAUUUAGAAACCGAAAGAAAUAUUAUCUCAAUUGCAAACAAGGGAGGAACGAAGCGGAUAUCAUCUUCGAAUUCCCGAACGCAAUACUGUACUAAAUGAACGGUGUUAAUUUAGUUUUUGCGACUGUGUAUUUUCUCAAGAGGGAACUUAAAACUUUUAACUUUAAUCUAUGGCUGCCGUGAACACUAUCGAAGAAGAAAAGAUACCGGAAGCUAUAUUGGUUACGAAUUUAAGCGGCGCAGAACGUGAAACAAGCAGAGGAUCUGAGAAAGAAGGAAUUGAACUGAAAGACCAAAAACCUUCGUCAUUUAAGGACAAACCAAAAUCGUUAACAGAUCGCGCUGAUGGAAAAGAAUCGUCCUUGGGAAUCACAGAGGUACUGAAUGAAGGACUGACACUUAGAAAGAAAACUUCGAAGCUUGACAAAGCGUUUAGCCUAAUUCAAAACAACUCCAUAACUCUUCGAAACCUUGUCGUCGCCGCUGCGACUUACGGCCUCGAGCGACUUCUGAACGCUCAAGUCUUCCACUGUCCUGAAAACAGCUACCAGCAGUAUGGCUUUGCUUUCUUAUUCGGUCCAGUUAUCAUCUUGUUCUGCACGAACCUGCUUGUUAUCGGCGAGAUCUGGAGGCUGUCAUCGCGGAUGUACGUGAAACGAUACAGGAGGCGGGGAGAUUGCAUCGCUCGGCUUCUACCGAGUCUGUUGAAGGGCUGCGUCGGGCCGGCGAUUUGGUUGAUCGCAGCUUUCCUAGAAGAAGAUUAUUAUCUCUGCGCUAAGCUCGGGCCUGUUCCACGGGGUAAAAAUGAAGAAAACGAUCAGGAAAUUUUCGAAAGGAAACAGAAAGUCGAGGAAUGUAAAGGCGAGUCGCAAAUUUGGGCGUGGAGUGUACUAGUCGCACUAGUCAUUCUGGGAACUGCUGUAAUUGUGUGGAAAUACUGUUAUCUCAAAGACAACCUUCUCAUGGACAAUCUGUACGCUUAUGAAAGGCGAGAGGCCCUGAGUGCAAUGAGAGCGUUUACAGAACGCAUGGGAGCUUCAUUUAAGGAUGCUAGUCUCGACAGCGAUCCAAACACGGCUGAAUACGGCGGGGAAGAAGAAAAGGUCACAUUGUAUGACAAUGGAGUUCCAGAAAUGAUAGGAAGGAAAAUAGUGGAGAAAUUAUUUGAAGGUUAUGCAGAUGAUCGAUGGACCGACGGUGAUGAAUGGCACUACAUCAGAGCCUACAAAGCCUUCAAGGAAAUGUAUCCUCGCAUUUCCACCGGGAGUCCCCUGGAUCCUUGGCGACUUGUGCGCGGGGAUGUUCACGAAACGAGCGCCCAAAAGACGUGCCGCUUAAAAUGUCUGCCGACGUGCUUCGAAAUGGAAAGCUCCUGGCAGGAACUGGAACCCCUGCACUUAGAGGCGGUCACCCCAGAGAACGAACGAUUGGCUUCUCGAUCCGAUGAAGCUAGAGAAUCGUCGGUGUGAAAAGCUACUCUGCUGUAAUGUUCCUGAGGCAAGAAACGUUUUUAAUCUUCUAUUGGCCUUGUUACCCGCAUCCUCUCCCCACUGAAUGAGUAAAAAGGGUAUAGCUCAGUGCCAGGGUAUAGCUUAAAAUACAUAAACGCCAAGGAUUGGUUUUUUUUUUUUUUACCUGCUUUAUUGAUUAAAUAUGUACAGUGUACAGUCGUCAGGCAGUUUUCAGAAUGCUGUAUUUGUCCAUUACUCUGUGUUAAUACACGCUUCAUUGGUCGCGGCCGGCUAAGAGAGUUAUUUCUAAUUAACUAAUUACGGUUUAAUAUAAUUUCCAGUCCGUACUGCACACUCUCCAGAGUUUGUUUACGAUUUUUGUACUGAUUCAUGUAAGACGUCACAAAAUGUAACAUUUCGUAACUACCUACAUGAUUUAAAGUUAAAGUUUCAAGUUAACCAACAUUAUGGAUGCGAUGCUUUCUGUUUCGUUCUUUUCUGAUAUCACUUGAUGAAACAACUUCGUUGCUGUAAAAUGCAAAGAAACUGUUGGAAAAAGAAUUCCUAAAGAUAAGGUAAACAGUUCGUACAUAAUAACAUCGAUUCGCAUUUCAUCGAGUGAGACUCACAAACAUUAGAGUGCUGAGACUGCGAGGUACGGACUGAGCCAAAAAUCGUGAUGUGGCAGCUAAAGGCGCUAAUUUUGGCUGUUCAUUGAACGUUAGUGGGUUAACGGUUACCAUGAAGAGCAAUAGACUUUUUGACCCAUAUGUAAUAGUGAUCUCUUAUCAGUGACCCCGGGGAGGAACUCCCUUAUAUGGGCUAUAUAGGUAUGUGCAGCCCUAAAGGGUUUGCCGUUUAGGCUCAGGGAAACCGAACACUGUAUCAGCAAUAACAUAAUCAUUUAUAAUCAUGUAAAAUAAAUGUG
This is a messenger RNA of Orbicella faveolata, 2463 nucleotides long. RefSeq lists its product as uncharacterized. Gene Ontology annotation, molecular function: monoatomic cation channel activity. NCBI's taxonomy places the organism in Eukaryota, Metazoa, Cnidaria, Anthozoa, Scleractinia, Merulinidae. Gene Ontology annotation, cellular component: plasma membrane. The record is from RefSeq and is a predicted model, not a curated record.